This is a messenger RNA of Tuber aestivum (summer truffle), 3075 nucleotides long. NCBI's taxonomy places the organism in Eukaryota, Fungi, Ascomycota, Pezizomycetes, Pezizales, Tuberaceae. The record is from the annotation of a GenBank genome assembly.
ACGGACAACCUCCCACUACCACCAGUACUGUCGAGAAAGCCGUUCCAACUGCUCUGGCUGACAUUUACGGGGGAGUUUGUUUGCUCCAAACCGUCUUUUUCCCAUUCUUUCCACUUUUUGUGUACUCGUUCUCUUUUCUACCCUUGUUUGUUUCACCUUCUCUACCAGUAUGGACUAUCAACCACAUUCCCCUUUGAGGCACGAUGGCCCGCUCUCCCACUCGGUAAACCCAAAUAUUUACUUCACCCCUGGCAAUUCCUCUCCCAGGCCCAUUCAAUGCCAAUCGUCCACUUCCUACAACUAUGUUCCCUCUCGUUUUAAGACUCCAUUUCUUCCUCGCAACCGUAUUCCUGUGGUCAAAAAUAUUACUUCCGUUAACGAGGAGCAGGUUGCACCUAUAAGUGAACCUAAGUCAGCGUUCACACAGGAAUGUGUAAAGAAGUUUAAGGAUUGGCAUUCCGGAAAAGGAGCCUUCAGUUCUGUUGAGAGCAGAGAGAACGGAUUGACUAUGAAAAUGACGAUACCAUAUUUUCUUGAUUUCAAGAGAGCCCUGGAUAUCGAUGAGAAUGAAAGGUAUGACUCCAUCACUCCAAUUGUAAGUUAUUUACUCAACAGCACUAGGUUCCCAAAAUAUUCGUACGAUACAUUAUCCUCGCUUCUUACCAUUCAAUGUAUGCCAAGUCCCAUUCACGAAAAAGCUGUGUCCACGGUUUCAGAAGGAUUUCAUCUUGCACGUAGGAGUCUUCCAGCCAGCCAUCGUCGAAAGAUGGAUAUUGUAACAAACCAAAACUAUACCGACUUUCAAGGAGCAUAUGAUGGGUCCGAGAAAACUCCAGAUACUGCCGUGGAAAUCACCAACGAUGCCGGAGUCACUGAGGUUAAGUUUAUCCUGGAAGUUGGAUUUACCGAGCCCUAUAGCAUGCUUGUUCAAGAUGCCAAGAAAUGGAUUGAGGGUCGAGAGGCUGCUUGUAUCGUUAUGAUUGUGAAUAUGGAGGAGAAUCCGGCCUAUAAAUGCCCGACUCGAAACCUCUGCAAUGAGGAGUUUUCUCAGCUCGGAUUUCCGCCAAGGCGAGAAAUUAGUAUGGAAACCUUUACUCUUCAAGGGCCAUACGGGCCGGCUUGUUACAAAGGCCUCCAGUGGGUUGGAAGGGUAACAGGUUUCAUGGAAAUUUGGAAGAGAGAUUCAGUUACCAAAUUGGCUACAUGUAUGUCACCCGGUCGCAUAGUAAGUUACUCCCUUAAACUCCAUUUGAAUAUAACCAUUGUAUUCCAUUUUCCUAUAUAAAGUACCUAUUUCCCUUCUGUUUCAAACCCAAAGCAAGCCAAUUUUUGUAGCUGCAAUUGUCACAAAAACAAGCGGUUACUUUUUUGUCAAACAAGAUCUCAAUGCAUGUAAAGUGGUUCCUGCUGACCUGUAUAGAAUCUCCUAAACAUGGCAAAUACGACAUAUAUUCACUUUCAUUUGAAAGACUUUAUGAAUAUCGCCUCCGACAAUGAGCAUAUCCCUAUCGAUUGGGGUAACUAUAUCAGCAACCUGGGACGGUAUAUUAAGCAGGUCGCUGCUGAUAGGUGUCGCCGGGCAGUCGGAGACCAUGAGGGGCGGGUAGACAUGAUGGACAGAGACUACGAGCCGUAAAUGAUUGUAUCUUUAUUCCGACUUUCAAAGUCACAGAACACUCGUGUAUGGUUUCUGUUACCUACACAAUACAGAGAUAAAAUUCGGGAAUGGAGAUUAUUGCGCGUUCCAAAAACUUAUUAUUAGUUUGAACAAUAAAUAUCAUGUCUCAUCCGACUCAAACGGUCCCCAUAUAAGCACGGACCUAAUUCCUGGAACUACUCCUUACUACUCAGGACAGAGGACCUCCGCGACAGUCAAUCUCCCGCCUAGGCCAAUUGUUGAUAUUACCUUCUAGCUAUCUACUGGUAUCCCGAGAGCUGCUUGCGGGAGGGACAGCAUGCUUACCGACUUGUCGGAUGUCUCUCCUAGUCUCUUUCGGACACCCAACUACACGGAAGUCGCUGGUUGGCGAUGUCUCACAUCAAACUUCCCCCAUCGGUAGGGAACCGGACAUCUCUGAUCGCAGAUGUCACUAUCUCACAAAUGUAUGGCUCGAACUAGAGGACCCUCCGGGGCCCAGACCCCGAAUUCUCGCCCACCUGCUGGAGGAAGUGGAGUAAGUGCAAGCUAACUAUUCCCUUGAACCCGACUAAGAUUGCAAUGAUGCAUAUGGAUGCCGACCAACGUGUUUUUCACUGCGGUAAUGUCGGACUGUACGCAAAGUGCCAGAGUUGGUUGGCCGAGCUGCAGAAGUGGUUGGCCAGUGAUUGGGUGCUGCCGGGGAUGGGGUGGAGCCGGGUGUUGAGAAUAUGCUUGAUGCGGGGGGUAGCUGCUUGGGGGAAUAUCGACUAAGUUCAAGAAGAGUAAAAAAAAAAUGCAUGAGCUUUUAGAGGGAAUAGAGAACCUGCCGUCUGGCUGGGGUGGAAAGGCCCUACCGGUGGUGAGGGAGUAGAGUGGAUUGGGAGCUGUUGUUGUCUCGUCUACUAGUAUCGCCCUGAGGGAGGAGGCUUCAAGGCUGUUGGACGAUGCUCUAUUUCUUCCUCGAGUGCUGGAUAUCUAUUGCGAAAACCUGCGCUGCAUGCUGGGCACCCCGAUAGAUAAGAAUAAGGCUUAGCCGAGAAUACUCUAAUAUCAGACCAUUUCUACAAACAGACUUCUCCUGAUACAGAAGUAAAGCGGUUUCUUGGCCGCCAAAUUGUUGGACUCCGGUCACAGCUAAAUUGAAAUGGCAGCGUCCUUUUGAUAAUCAAAAAAGGGGACGCCAAUGGGCAUUAAGGCCAUCACCAAUGCCCACUCUACCAUCCCAGAGGAUUACAUCAAGAAUGUAAAGUACGAUACCAAAUCGUUCCGUACGACACCGCUACGGCAACCCCACUACCACCAUAAAUAUGCCACCUACUCAACCACAAUUGUUCAAAAAGUGUAGAAACUUUAGAUAUAUAUUAAAUAAAUGCAAAGAAACCCCCAAAAAAAAUUACAGAGAAAAAAAUUUCAUACUUUGUGUACCAUCCCCUUGC